GGACAGGACCGCGGUGGCCAAAAUGGGAGCGGUGGCCAGCGCCAGCGUGUGCGCCCUGGUGGGGGGAGUCGUCCUGGCCCAGUACAUCUUCACCAUGAAGAAGAAGACGGGCAGGAAGACCAAGAUCAUCGAGAUGAAAUCCAAAUUUGCCUGCUGCAUCCAUCAAAGCAUUCAGUGAAGGUCAAAGGUUCUGUUGUUGGUGCACCAGCUGAUCGUCUGUAAGCUGUAUCGCUGAGCAUAACAAAGUGCUGUGCAUUGCUGAUGUGCGUCACAGGACCCUGGGUUUUUGCACAGGGAUUAGUCAGGCUGUAUUUGGAAACGCCCUCAACUGCACCUUGUGCUGCUAUAUUAGUGUUUCCCAAGCAAGAAGAAUUUUCUUUCACUCCUUCAGCUGCUCCGGCAAACCCCUCCGCCUGUAUGCAAGCCCUGCAUCUCUGGACGUUGCUUACCACCUAUGCUGUUGCAGUAGGACAAAAUCAAGGACAGAAGAAUCAAGAGUGCCCUAAGCUCAACGCACAGAUGCCAGAAUUUCAGAAGAAGACUGUCCAUAUCAAGGACCCAGGAAGAGUAGAAGAAAUCAUCUGUGGACUCAUCAAAGGUGGAGCUGCCAAACUUCAGAUCAUUACAGAUUUUGAUAUGACAUUAAGUAGAUUUUCUUACAAUGGAAAAAGAUGUCCAACAUGUCACAAUGUCAUUGAUAACUGUAAGCUCAUCACAGAAGAAUGUCGGAAAAAGUUGUUGCAGCUGAAAGAAACAUAUUAUGCUAUUGAAAUUGAUCCUGAUCUUACCAUUGAAGAAAAAUAUCCUUACAUGGUUGAAUGGUACAAUAAAUCACAUACUUUACUUGUUGAACAAGGUUUACAAAAGGAUAAAUUUGCAGAGAUCGUGAGGGAAUCUGAUGUUAUGCUGAAGGAAGGAUAUGAGAACUUCUUUGAUAAGCUCAAUGAACAUAAUAUUCCUGUGUUCAUAUUUUCUGCUGGGAUUGGAGACAUUCUAGAGGAAGUCAUCCAUCAGGCUGGUGUCUACCAUUCUAAUGUCAAAGUAGUUUCCAAUUUCAUGGAUUUUGAUGAGAGCGGUGUGUUAAAGGGAUUUAAAGGAGAAUUGAUUCAUGUUUAUAACAAACAUGAUGGUGCCUUGAAGAACACAGAGUACUUCAAACAGUUAAAAGACAACAGCAACAUCAUAUUGCUUGGAGAUUCACAGGGAGACUUAACUAUGGCAGAUGGAGUAGCAAAUGUUGAACACAUUCUUAAGAUUGGCUAUCUAAAUGAUAAAGUAGAAGAGCUUCUGGAAAAAUACAUGGACUCUUAUGAUAUUGUUUUGGUGAAAGAUGAAUCUUUGGAUGUGGCCAAUUCCAUCCUACAGAAAAUCCUGUAAAUUGCAUCCUCAAGUCAUUCUACUUCUCCUAAUGGACAGAAGAGCACAUUUGUGUUAUCUUAGAGAUGUGUUUAUUAUUCAUAUUGUUUUCUGAACUCUUGUAAUUCUUAAUUUAAAAAUUUUGAUCAUCACUUUGGUAUCUAAAAGUAAUAUACAGCAUCCAUUGUCAACUGGAAGCUUUACUGUUCUUAUGCCACCCCUCACUGUCUCUCACCUCUGCUCUGUUUUAACAAAUGUGAUUAACUUUACUGCUUAGAAGACAUUACAAUUUGUUCUUUUAAUCAUGCAUAUGAGAGGGGUGUUUUAGAAAUUGGAGUUAUUUUGUAACAUUUAAGAUGUAAACAUUCUGUGAUUAGCUAAUGUGCAGGGGUCUGUGUUGCAUUUUGUACAGUCCUGAGUUGUCUCUCACACAGACAGCUAUUUUCAAGAAUCAUAGUUGCACAUGAGGGUAGUGGUGUUAUUUUAAUGUUUCACAAUACAAGUUUUCAUAAUUUUUUUUCCCCUGGUGAAAAUGAUACAACAUAAAGAUGUGAUUCAGACAAAAUGUUA
Trachemys scripta elegans is the source of this 1926-nucleotide messenger RNA. RefSeq names its product 5'-nucleotidase, cytosolic IIIA (gene NT5C3A). NCBI's taxonomy places the organism in Eukaryota, Metazoa, Chordata, Testudines, Emydidae. Gene Ontology annotation, molecular function: 5'-nucleotidase activity; magnesium ion binding. The coding region runs from base 262 to 1377 and encodes 371 amino acids. The transcript is spliced from 11 exons. The record is from RefSeq and is a predicted model, not a curated record. Gene Ontology annotation, cellular component: cytoplasm.